AGAAGAUGAAAUCUUUAACAAUUAUGAUUAUUUAUGUGUGUCUUAAAUCUUCUCAAUGCUUUUGAUAUCACCUAUACAAUCAACGAAGUAAUUGUCAAAUGUGGCAGUUAUUAACCUCCUCUUUUAUCAACUUUAUCAAUAACACCCAUCAAAAAAUGAGUUUUUUUAAUCGUUGGCGAUACUCUUGCAAAGAAAACUGGUUAAAAUGUUGUAAAUUUACUUAUAACAAAGAAACGGGUGAAUGUUUAGGAAGAUCGUGCAAGAAAUGGUUAUCAUUAUUGGCAUUUUACCUGUUAUACGUCUUAUUCACUUUAAGCGGUUUUUUUGGAAUUUUAUUCGUAAUGGUACAUAUCAUGGAGGAACAGGGUUUGGAUUCCUUAAAAAGUAAAUUAACUUUAUUUACCGGCGCUUGUCCUGGAUUAGCGAUCAUACCGAAAUUAUCGUUACAAAAAGCACCACUUUUGUGGUACAAAUCGGACGAUCCGAAAACGCAAAAUGAAUACGUCGAAAAAAUCGAUCAAUUUUUAGCCAAAUAUGAUGGUAAUAAAACAGGAAGUAACGUUUAUGUGGAUUGUUCGAAAACGAAACGAAGACGUGGACAAUAUUGUACUUUUACUAGAAACGAUUUGGGACCAUGUGGUAAUUCAAGUUAUGGUUAUGAUAGUUUUCAACCGUGUUUUUACAUAACAUUAAAUAAAAUUAUUGGUUGGGAUCCAAAAGAUUAUCGACCUGAAGGAAGCUCUGAUUCUGAUCGUAUUGAAAAUGAAAUAAUUAUGGUCACUUGUAAAGCGAUUCAUCAUUAUGAUGCAGAACAUCUUGGACCAAUCAAAUAUUAUCCUACCAAUGGGUUUCAUGAGUAUUUCUUCCCUUACGAUGGUUCUGAUUUGUAUCUUCCCCCUGCCAUAGCUGUACAAUUUCCGGAAAUGAAAACCGGUUAUGUUAUUGGUAUUAAAUGCCUAAGUUAUGAUGUUGGAAUCAAUCGAGAUAAUGAGGCUUAUUACACUGAUACCGUUUAUAUGUAUAUUAAAAACUAAGAUUUAAAUAAAUCAAAAAAUUAAUUG
Molecule: messenger RNA, 1061 nt
Organism: Onthophagus taurus
Lineage: Eukaryota; Metazoa; Arthropoda; Insecta; Coleoptera; Scarabaeidae
Source: RefSeq, a predicted model, not a curated record